Arxiozyma heterogenica is the source of this 696-nucleotide messenger RNA. RefSeq lists its product as uncharacterized. Bases 1 to 696 code for a protein of 231 amino acids. The record is from RefSeq and is a predicted model, not a curated record. The transcript has a single exon. Gene Ontology annotation, cellular component: fungal-type cell wall. Gene Ontology annotation, molecular function: structural constituent of cell wall. Lineage: Eukaryota; Fungi; Ascomycota; Saccharomycetes; Saccharomycetales; Saccharomycetaceae. Gene Ontology annotation, biological process: fungal-type cell wall organization.
AUGCAAUUCAAAAAUCUUUCUUUAGCUACCCUUGCCAUCGCUACUGCUGUUUCUGCUGAAGGUUACACCCCAGGUAACGUCUGGUCCACUUUGACUCCAUCAGGUACUUAUGAAUGUGGUAUCGUUCACGCUACUACCACUUUCGGUAUUGCUGUUCAAACUAUUGCCUCUACCAACAAGAGAGAUAUUGUCUCCCAAAUUGGUGAUGGUCAAAUUCAAGCUCCUGUUUUAUCUACAACCGCUGCUUCUUCUUCUUCUUCUUCUGACGUUACCACUACCAUCACUAAGGCCAUUACCACUACAUUAAAACCAUCUUCUUCUAAAUCCUCUUCCACUUCUUCCUCUAAGACAUCUUCAGUCUGUAAUGCCUCUGCCACCAUUGCUCCAAAGCAAACUGCCUGCAAGAAUAAAGGUACUCUACAAUUAACUUUGAAGGAUGGUAUAUUGACUGACAGCAAGGGCAGAAUCGGUUCUAUUGUUGCCAAUAGACAAUUCCAAUUCGAUGGUCCACCACCACAAGCUGGUGCCAUCUACGCUGCUGGUUGGUCUAUCACACCAGAAGGUAACUUAGCUUUAGGUGACAAAGAUGUUUUCUACCAAUGUUUAUCCGGUGAUUUCUACAACUUAUACGAUGAACAUAUUGCCGAACAAUGCUCCCCAAUCCACUUAGAAGUUGUUGAAUUAGUUGACUGUUAA